AGCCAUUUUGUUGGCUCGCUUUGAGAACCAUUGUUUUCCUUUGACGUGGCCCAUUUCUCCCAUGGCGCAAGCGAUUGUGGUGGGUGGCGGCUUGGCUGGGGUGUCCGCAGCCAACACUGUCCUGGAGUGUGGCGGCAAAGUGGUCCUGGUGGAUAAGAGCGCCUUCUGUGGAGGCAACAGCACCAAGGCCACCAGUGGCAUCAACGGAGCAGAGACCCAGACCCAGAAGGCCAAGAAGGUGGAGGACUCCGUCCAGCUCUUCACCUCCGACACCCUGAAGGGUGGCGCCAAGAAGCCGGAGCUGGUGAAAGUGCUCUGUGGCAACAGUGGACCUGAUGUGGACUGGCUGGUGGACAAGUUCGACCUGGACAUGUCCCUCUUGGCCCGCCUUGGUGGACAUUCCGCUCCCCGCACGCACCGCGGCAAGGAGCGUUUCCCCGGAAUGACCAUCACCUACGCCCUGAUCCAAAUGGUGGAGAAGAUUUCCGAGCGCAGCGACCUGGCCCGCAUCAUCAACAAGGCCAAGGUCAAGCAGCUGGUGACCAAGGCCGGCGCCGUGUGCGGAGUGAUCUACGAGAAGAAGGGCAAGGACUUUACCGAAGAGGGCCCGGUGAUUUUGGCCACCGGUGGCUUUGGCGCCGAUUUCACAGAUGAUUCCUUGUUGGCCAAGUACCGCCCGGACCUGUUGCACUUGCCCACCACCAACGGUGACCAUACCACCGGCGAUGGCAUCAAGAUGGGUGAGGCCAUUGGAGCCCGCAGCAUCGACCUGGAAUGGGUGCAGGUCCACCCCACCGGCCUGGUGGAGCCCGAUGACCCCGAGGCCAAGAUUAAGUUCCUGGCUGCAGAGGCCCUCCGCGGUGUCGGCGGCCUGGUGAUCAACGCGGAUGGCCAGCGCUUCUGCAACGAGUUGGGACGCCGCGACUAUGUCACUGGGGAAAUGUGGAAGUCGAAACCUCCUUUCCGACUGAUCUUGAACAAGGCUGCGAGUGACGAAAUCAUCUGGCACUGCAAGCAUUACACGGGCCGUGGUGUCAUGAAGUUCUACGAGUCUGGCGAGGCGCUGUGCAAGGACAUGAACAUCCCGCUGAGCACUCUGGAGGCCACCCAUCAGACCCACUUUGAGUCUGCCAAGAAGCAGGAGAAGGAUCCUGAGGGCGGUCCAUUCCCGGCCUACCCAUCCGGUAAGACCUGGGAUGAGCCCAGCGGAAAGACCGGUUCCGGAAAGAAAUUCUUCCACAACAUCAUCGAUGGAUCCAAGGUGAAGACCGAGCCUUUCUACUCAGCCAUCAUCACUCCUGUCAUCCACUACUGCAUGGGUGGCUUGGAGAUUGAUGAGGAUUCCGCGGUUGUCAGCCAGUCUGGCAAAGCCAUUCCGGGGCUCUACGCCGCGGGUGAAGUGGCCGGUGGGGUGCAUGGCAACAACCGUUUGGGUGGCAACUCCCUGUUGGACUGCGUGGUCUUUGGCCGUGUGGCCGGAAAGCACUGCGCCAAGUACAUGCUGGGUGACAAGUUCAAGAACAUGGAUCUCAAGGAGCUGUCCGGUGGAGGUUUGGCAGCUGACAAGGCUCCAGCCGCCAAGCUGUGAGAAGCUUUUGAGCUGUGAGAAGCAACGAGGGAGAGUGGCAACUUUUAAAUGACCUCUCUCCUUCAGACCAAGAUUUUCGCCUUGAGCCCGUGGCAAAAAUGAAGGCUGAAAAUCUGCAUGGAAAGCGCUGCAGAAGUCAAUGACAUCAC
Cladocopium goreaui is the source of this 1737-nucleotide messenger RNA. Lineage: Eukaryota; Dinophyceae; Suessiales; Symbiodiniaceae. The record is from the annotation of a GenBank genome assembly.